Messenger RNA from Gorilla gorilla gorilla (western lowland gorilla), 606 nucleotides. RefSeq names its product high mobility group protein B3-like. Bases 1 to 606 code for a protein of 201 amino acids. The transcript has a single exon. Lineage: Eukaryota; Metazoa; Chordata; Mammalia; Primates; Hominidae. The record is from RefSeq and is a predicted model, not a curated record.
AUGGCUGAAGGUGACCACAAGAAACCAAAGGGCAAGAUGUCUGCUUAUGCCUUCUUUGCGCAGACAUGCAGAGAAGAACAUAAGAAGAAAAACUCAGAGGUCCCUGUCAAUUUUGUAGAAUUUUCCAAGAAGUGCUCUGAGAAGUGGAAGACCAUGUCUGGGAAAGAGAAGACCAAAUCUGAUGAAAUGGCAAAGGUGGAUAAAGUACACUAUGAUCAGGAAAUGAAGGAUAAUGGACCAGUUGAGGGAGGCAAGAAGAAGGACCCUAAUGCCCUCAAAAGGCCACUGUCUGGAUUCUUCCUGUUCUGUUCAGAAUUCCGCCCCAAGAUCAAAUCCACAAAUCCUGGCAUCUCUAUUGGAGACAUGGCAAAAAAGCUGGGUGAGAUGUGGAUUAACUAUAGUGACAGGGAAAAGCAGCCUUACAUCACUAAGGCAGCAGACCUGAAGGAGAAGUAUGAGAAGGAUGUUGCCGACUAUAAGUCUAAAGGAAAGUUUGAUAGUGCAAAGGGUCCCACUAAAAUUGCCUGGAAAAAGGUGAAAGAGAAAGACAAAGAAGACGAGGAGGAAGAAGAGGAGGAGGAAGAGAAGAAGGAGGAGGGGGAAUAA